AUGGCUUCCUCGCAGCCUGAUUUGCCGUCCGAUUCUGAGCCUGAAGCUAUUCCCGAGUCCCCACCGUCGCUGCCAAGCCUUCAUGACGCGCCGCCAAGCCUCCAAAACACCGCGCCAAGCCUCCAAGACCCGCCGCUAAGCCUCCAUACAUUCCCGCUACCCCCUCUCGAUACGUACUACGACACGCCAGAGCACGGAAUCACCACGAUCAAUGCUUUAGGGCGUCAAUAUGGCUAUGCAGUCUCAAUUCUCCGCUCAAAACGUACUAAGAAAGGGGUCAUGAAGACCGUCCGACUAUGUUGUGACAGAGGUCGUCCGAUAAGAAAGCGACCUGAUAGACCUCCGGAGCGCCAGACUACGACACUUGCCAAUAACUGUCCCUUCAGUAUAGCGCUUCGGCUAAGUCUCGAGACG
Penicillium arizonense is the source of this 414-nucleotide messenger RNA. RefSeq lists its product as uncharacterized. The annotation marks the transcript as partial. Lineage: Eukaryota; Fungi; Ascomycota; Eurotiomycetes; Eurotiales; Aspergillaceae. The record is from RefSeq and is a predicted model, not a curated record. The transcript has a single exon.